Kuraishia capsulata CBS 1993 is the source of this 1095-nucleotide messenger RNA. RefSeq lists its product as uncharacterized. Gene Ontology annotation, biological process: protein geranylgeranylation. Lineage: Eukaryota; Fungi; Ascomycota; Pichiomycetes; Pichiales; Pichiaceae. Gene Ontology annotation, molecular function: CAAX-protein geranylgeranyltransferase activity. The coding region runs from base 1 to 1095 and encodes 364 amino acids. The record is from RefSeq and is a predicted model, not a curated record. The transcript has a single exon. Gene Ontology annotation, cellular component: CAAX-protein geranylgeranyltransferase complex.
AUGUCAGAAAUUCUUAAAGAAAAACAUGUCAAAUUCUUUAGGCGGUGCAUAAAUAUGUGGCCCGAGGCGUAUGAGGCCCACGACUCAAACAAGAUGGCAAUCGUGUAUUUUUCACUCGCAGGGCUAGACGUUCUCGGAGCUUUGCACAAAGAAAAAGGCGAUGACGGAUACGAGAAGUAUGAAAUUGAGAGAAGAGAGGCGAUUGAUUGGGUUUACUCUCAUUUGGUACCGAGUGGAAGUGGGUUUAGAGGAAGUUUCACAUAUGAUCUGGGUACCCAAGACGAGUCAGGGUCCUAUGACCCACCAAACCUGGCUGCAACAGGCUUUGCACUCCAGAUUCUGCUCACGUUAAGGGACGAGAGCAUGAAGGAACGACUAGAUAAAGAGAAGAUUAUGGGUUUUGUGAAAAGUUGUCAGCAAUCAGACGGUCAGUUCUGUCCUAUCGUUGACGUUGACGGUCAGCCCUUUGGAGACACAGACUUGAGAUAUUGCAUGAUUGCUGCCACGAUACGAAAAAUCCUGAAAUACCAGUCUGGAGGUGCUAGCGAUAUCAAUAUAGAGAUGCUAUCGAAAUUCACUCUUUCGACCAUGGGAUGUGAUGGUGGAAUGGCUAGCACUGCACUGACUCUCGGGGAGUCGCAUGCUGGUUUGACAUUCUGUGGUCUCAAUACACUCGCUCUAUUGGGGAAGUUGGACCUGGAAGAUAAGAGAUGGGAUGACACUGUUGAUUGGCUGGUACAUAGACAGAUAUCUGCAGAUAUGGCAGUUGACAGUCUCGAUGCCGGAGGCUUCAAUGGAAGAGAGAACAAGAGGGCAGAUACGUGCUAUGUUUUCUGGGUUCUUGGGUCCUUGGUAGUCUUGGGUAAUAAGGAGGUACUCAUAGAUGUGGAAUCGGCUAAGGUUUUUCUUCUGGACCACAUGCAAGACACAUUACUGGGAGGGUUCGCCAAAGGGCAUGGGGAAACACCUGACCCAUACCAUUCGUUCUUGGGAUUAGCAGCAUUGAGCAUUCUAAAAGCCAAAGGUCUACAGAGUGUGGACGUCGAGUUGGUUAUUACAAAAGGCGCUAAAGAGUUCUAUGAAACGGCUAUAUAA